AGCACCGGUGACGGGUCGGCGGAGACAGAAAAGCGCCGGACGCCCGGCCGAUCAUGGAAGCUUGACAACCUGCAAGCAGGCUCUGGGAGGCCGAGACAUCGGCGAAGAGGACAGAGAGUCGGAGCGGACAGAUCUCAAGACCAGAGAAUGGCAGGUGAACAGAAGCCCUCAAGCAACCUCCUGGAGCAGUUUAUUUUAUUAGCCAAGGGUACCAGUGGCUCAGCUCUUACCACUCUCAUCAGCCAGGUGCUGGAGGCUCCUGGAGUCUAUGUGUUUGGAGAACUGCUGGAGUUGGCCAAUGUUCAGGAGCUUGCAGAAGGAGCUAAUGCUGCGUACUUGCAGUUGCUGAACCUGUUUGCCUACGGAACGUACCCAGAUUAUAUAGCUAACAAGGAGAGCCUGCCAGAACUGAGCGCAGCUCAGCAGAACAAGCUGAAACAUCUUACCAUCGUGAGUUUGGCAUCAAGAAUGAAGUGUAUCCCCUACUCUGUGCUGCUGAAGGACCUGGAGAUGAGGAAUCUCCGGGAACUAGAAGACCUUAUUAUUGAGGCAGUCUACACGGACAUCAUCCAGGGCAAGCUGGACCAGCGAAACCAGCUGCUAGAAGUGGAUUUCUGCAUUGGCCGUGACAUCCGAAAGAAAGAUAUCAACAAUAUUGUCAAGACCUUGCACGAGUGGUGUGACGGCUGUGAGGCAGUUCUGUUGGGCAUCGAACAGCAAGUUCUGAGAGCCAACCAGUACAAAGAGAACCACCACCGGACUCAGCAGCAGGUGGAGGCAGAGGUUAGCAACAUCAAGAAGACACUCAAAGCAACAGCAUCCUCCUCAGCUCAGGAAAUGGAACAGCAGCUGGCUGAACGGGAGUGUCCCCCUCAUACUGAGCAGAGGCAGCCAACUAAGAAGAUGUCCAAAGUGAAAGGUCUGGUCUCCAGCCGCCACUAGGGCCGGCUGGGGCAGCUGGCACUCACCAGGCCUGGGUCAGGUGGGGAGGGGACACCCAGGCCCUAUUCCUCCCCUCUCUAGCUGCAGUGAGUUCCAGACCUGCCCACCCCUCACCAGUACCUCCCCAUCCAUUGGUACCAUUGCGGAAAACGAUUGCUCCUCCUUCGCCUCCCUUCCUAGUUGUUCCCUUCAGACUCAGGGGCUCAGCGGAUGCCAUCCCAACAGGGUCCGACACUGCCCAGCUUCCCUCCAGGGGUUCCUUGUCUCUGUGUAUGGGCUCCCCCCCCCCCCCCCCCCCCCCGUUGUUCUCUUGCUCCAUGUCAUUUUGUCAGGCUGGUCCUAAGCUGGAGGCAGUUUACCCAGUCCCGAGGGAUGACUGUGGAGGAGGCUCCUCUCUGAGUGAAGAGGGGGCCGUGCUUCUCUAGCCCCACGUACCACAGUACCCACAAUGGUGCAAGUGUCUCUAGUCAGGUAGCCACGGUCCCCCCUCCUGCCUUACCCCUGUUGGCAGUGCCAGUUCAGGCCAUGGAGGGAUGUGGUGCUGGGCUCUGUUUACUAACCCUUUGGGUUUUCAACCUCUUCAGCCCAGCCAGGAUCUCUCCUCAAGUUGGGAGCUCUGGGCUGACUAACCUCUGGUAUCUGAGUAUGAGUGGAGGGUGGCAGAGAUGUUUCUCCUGCUUGGUGUCCUCUGCUGGCCACUCCUCCUGCUGUCCCUGACUGCUCAGCCUUGAUUUGGCACCUAGGCCCAGCUGCCCACUGGGAUUGUCUGCCAAUAUUUGUUCUCCCGAGAUCUUUCAUGCCUCCUGGCCAUCCCUGGGGUAGGAAUGGUGGUGCCGAAGCUCCUCAGAUUGGUGAAGGACCAUUGCUGCUUCUUUCUUCUUCCUUCCUGCCCCUCCUUGGCUGGCAAUCCAGAGCCCUCUGAUGACAUACUCCUGACCAGAGAAAAGGACUUGACUAGACUUUCUGAACUUGAACAGUUUCAGGUUAUAUUUUAAUUUUUUUUUGUACAGGUUGAUUCUAAUACAUUUCAACAUGCCUUUUUC
This is a messenger RNA of Microtus oregoni (creeping vole), 1985 nucleotides long. RefSeq names its product COP9 signalosome subunit 7B (gene Cops7b). The record is from RefSeq and is a predicted model, not a curated record. Bases 148 to 942 code for a protein of 264 amino acids. Lineage: Eukaryota; Metazoa; Chordata; Mammalia; Rodentia; Cricetidae. Gene Ontology annotation, cellular component: COP9 signalosome. The transcript has 7 exons. Gene Ontology annotation, biological process: COP9 signalosome assembly.